Agrilus planipennis (emerald ash borer) is the source of this 535-nucleotide messenger RNA. RefSeq lists its product as uncharacterized. The record is from RefSeq and is a predicted model, not a curated record. Lineage: Eukaryota; Metazoa; Arthropoda; Insecta; Coleoptera; Buprestidae. The transcript is spliced from 3 exons. The coding region runs from base 81 to 521 and encodes 146 amino acids.
CCAAAAUUGCAAUAGUUAUAAAUGAACAGAAUACCUUUCGAAGGUUCUAGAGAAUCAAAUUUUUGCAAGAGCUAUUUAAGAUGAGAACUGUGAUUUAUGUUAUUUUUGGUGGAAUCAUAUUUUUGUUUCCAUUCUCCACUGGUACUGAGCGGGUAGAUGAUGCGGGGAAGACUAAGCUUUCUAUGGUUCAACAUCGAGGUGUCAAUCAAAUGUUAGGUAAAGAAGGUCAUCACGAGUCGGAAAUUGUAGAGGCGGUUAAUGUAAGGCAUCGUUCGAGAAAAUCAAAGAGCAGACGUAAUAGAGUAACCGUUAAAGAUGCAAUAGAUUUUUUCAAAUGGUUGAAAGCUGAGGUUAAAAAGUCAUUGCAAAAUUCUGGGAUCGUAAGCAACGAAAAACUUGAUAAAAUACUGAAUUGGUUGGAAGAAGAUACAAUAAAGGCACUGCGAGGCCGCAGAUGCGUAAACGCUACAGUCACUACCACGAUUAAUAACUACUAUAUUAUUAAAAGAUGUAUGCAUUAAAUGCUUCGAUUAAA